Archocentrus centrarchus (flier cichlid) is the source of this 1252-nucleotide messenger RNA. Its product is annotated as claudin-4-like. Gene Ontology annotation, molecular function: structural molecule activity. The record is from RefSeq and is a predicted model, not a curated record. The coding region runs from base 119 to 751 and encodes 210 amino acids. Gene Ontology annotation, cellular component: bicellular tight junction; membrane. Lineage: Eukaryota; Metazoa; Chordata; Actinopteri; Cichliformes; Cichlidae. The transcript has a single exon.
CAGUGAGUGAGAAAGUCACAGCCAACAUCUUCCCUGUCAGGACAAUAAAAACAGCUACCUGCUGAAUUUCUCUCUCUCAGACAUCUUUCCUCAUUGAAGAGAUCAACAGAGCUUCAUCAUGGUGGCUGGUUGUAGGCAGCUUCUGGGUUUGUCUUUGGCCAUCAUCGGCUUUCUGGGGACUAUCAUCAUCUGCGCUCUCCCAGUAUGGAAAGUCACGGCUUUCAUUGGCGCCAACAUCGUCACAGCUCAGAUCAUCUGGGAGGGUCUGUGGAUGAACUGUGUGAUCCAGAGUACAGGCCAGAUGCAGUGUAAAGUCUACGAUUCUCUGCUAGAAUUACCUCAAGAUCUGCAGGCUGCCAGAGCGCUCAUCGUCAUCGCCAUCAUCAUCGGAGUCUUCGGGAUUCUGCUUGCUGUGGUCGGGGCCAAGUGCACAAAUUUUGUGUCAGAUGAAAGGCAAAAGAGCAGAAUAUCUAUAGCUGCUGGAGUUGUCUUCAUCAUCGCGGGUCUCGCAGUGCUCAUACCAGUCUGCUGGACCACCAACACCAUCAUUCGUGAUUUCUACAACCCUGUCCUGACCACCGCUCAGAAGCGGGAGCUGGGAGCGUCACUCUACAUCGGCUGGGGUGCAGCAGCGCUGCUGUUACUGGGAGGAGGCCUUCUCUGCAGUUCCUGUCCGUCGAACGACGAGAAGAAUUAUGACGUUAGGUAUUCCAAGGCUCGCUCUGUGGAUUCUCAUAAAGAAUACGUUUAGAUAUCCAGCCUUCUGUCGAAAACAAAAAUGUUUUGUCCUUUUAUUGAGUCCAGAGUAGAGUCCAGAAUAACAACAUCUGAAAAUAAGCAGGAAUGAUUAGACGAUGUCUGUGUAACUGAAGUUUUCCUUUUUGUCUUCAAAACAUGCUGUGGGAACACACACAUGCAGUGUUUUCAGUCUAUUUGUGAAUAUAUCCCUCGUUGCUGUUUUCUACCACACCUUUUUUCUGUAUUUUUUUUAUUAUGUUACUUUAUUAUAUCUGUAUAGCAUACUUACAUAGACUUUCUUUUGAGUACGUGUGAAAUCCAAAACUGCUGUCAAAUGUGCCUGUGUUGCCACUCUUUUACAUCUAGGCCUGCUCUUUCUCUGUUGAGCUAGAUGAUCAUUGAUGGCUAUGUGAUUGAUUUGGAUUCACUGUCUGAAUGUUACUUAUGUCAUAUUUUACUUAAUUGAUAUUUUUGUUUUACAUACGAUUAUAUGCCAUUAAAAUCUGAGAAUUAA